AUGCUGACUCUUUCCUUUUUCCUUGCCAGGCACUUUCUCUUUAAGACCUCCUCGGGGAGCACGCCCCUGUUUAGCAGCUCCUCUCCGGGAUACCCUUUGACCUCAGGAACCGUUUACACGCCACCACCCCGCCUGCUGCCCCGGAAUACCUUCUCCAGGAAGGCCUUCAAACUGAAGAAGCCCUCUAAAUACUGCAGCUGGAAAUGUGCAGCCCUGUCCGCCAUCGCCGCAGCCCUCCUCUUGGCGAUUCUGCUGGCAUAUUUCAUAGCAAUGCAUCUGCUCGGACUCAAUUGGCAACUGCAGCCAGCAGAUGGACACACCUUUAACAAUGGGAUAAGGACCGGCUUACCAGGAACCGAUGAUGUGGCGACAAUGCCAUCUGGAGGCAGAGUGCCCUGGUCAUUGAAAAACAGCAGCAUAGACAGUGGUGAAGCAGAAGUUGGUCGACGGGUGACUCAAGAAGUCCCCCCAGGCGUGUUUUGGAGAUCACAGAUUCACAUCAGUCAACCCCAGUUCUUAAAGUUCAACAUCUCCCUUGGGAAGGAUGCUCUCUUUGGUGUUUACAUAAGAAGGGGACUUCCACCAUCUCAUGCCCAGUAUGACUUCAUGGAGCGUCUGGAUGGGAAGGAGAAGUGGAGUGUGGUUGAGUCACCCAGAGAACGCCGGAGCAUACAGACCCUGGUUCAGAAUGAAGCCGUGUUUGUUCAGUACCUGGACGUGGGCCUGUGGCACCUGGCCUUCUACAAUGAUGGCAAAGACAAAGAGAUGGUUUCCUUCAACACUGUUGUCUUAGAUUCAGUGCAGGACUGUCCACGUAACUGCCACGGGAAUGGUGAAUGCGUGUCCGGACUGUGUCACUGCUUCCCAGGAUUUCUAGGAGCAGACUGUGCUAAAGCUGCCUGCCCUGUCCUGUGCAGUGGGAACGGACAGUAUUCUAAAGGGACAUGCCAGUGCUACAGCGGCUGGAAAGGAGCCGAGUGUGAUGUGCCCAUGAAUCAGUGCAUCGAUCCUUCCUGCGGGGGCCACGGCUCCUGCAUUGAUGGGAACUGUGUGUGCUCAGCUGGCUACAAAGGCGAGCACUGUGAGGAAGUUGAUUGCUUGGAUCCCACCUGUUCCAGCCAUGGGGUCUGCAUAAAUGGAGACUGCCUCUGUAGCCCUGGCUGGGGUGGUCUAAACUGUGAGCUGGCAAGGGUCCAAUGCCCAGACCAGUGCAGUGGGCAUGGCACUUACGUCCCCGACACAGGUCUCUGCAGCUGUGAUCCCAACUGGAUGGGUCCCGACUGCUCUGUUGAAGUGUGCCCAGUAGACUGUGGCACUCACGGCGUCUGCGUCGGGGGAGCCUGCCGCUGUGAAGAGGGCUGGACAGGCGCCGCUUGUGACCAGCGCGUGUGCCAUCCCCGCUGCAUUGAGCACGGGACCUGUAAGGAUGGCAAAUGUGAAUGCCGAGAGGGCUGGAAUGGUGAACACUGCACCAUUGGGUAA
Molecule: messenger RNA, 1482 nt
Organism: Leptonychotes weddellii (Weddell seal)
Lineage: Eukaryota; Metazoa; Chordata; Mammalia; Carnivora; Phocidae
Source: RefSeq, a predicted model, not a curated record